AACAGGAUGGUGGCUGCUGAAGGUAUAGGUGUACUCGUAAGGAGGGAGGGAAGUGGGAGAGAGGGAAGGGAGUUGUAAGGUGGUCUCUAAGGGAUGAGGAUUGGUAAAUGGGUGGUAAAGGAUAGAAGGGGAAAAGAAAAAGAGAAGGAGGAGGAGGAAGUGGUGGUUUCAGACUGCGGUCUGAGGUCCUCGUAAGCUCGUAUUGUUCGCGCAUGUCGUGCAAAUCCACACGCUCAUUACAUACAUAUGUAUAAACAAAUACAAAUACGUAAGUAAGGUAUACGUUUGUAUAUGUAUAUAUAUCAAGGUGAGUUAGUAUAUAUAUAAGUUGGUAAAGCGUCGGUACCACGAGUAAAGUGAAGGAACCGAGCGUCAGCGAGAAUUACCGAGCACUUCCGAGUACCGAUUCACCGCGAAACUUGAUUCGGCUCGAACGCAAGCAGCCGGUCAGUCUCUCGCUGACGCUCGGUGCGACGAGUACUGGUCGGAUUGGUUAUGGGCUGGAGAUUUCGUGUGUGCACCUAAAUCAUUAUUAUAUUAUAAAUAUUAUAUAAAUAAAAAUUGAGGAUAAUAACAUAAAAAGUUCUGCGUGGACAACUAAAUCGACCUUCUCCUCUUUCGAGGAGAGGGCGGAGGGCGGCAAGUCCUCCGCCUUGAAAGGUCUUACCCUCUCUAUUUAUCUUCUCUAUAUAUCAUUCUUUUCUGGGAGAGAUUCGUUCUUCUAAGGAAAAUCAUUACUGUCAAAAUGAAGUUCGUUCGAAGUAUCCUUCGAUGGUCAUGGAAAAUAAAAUGGAACCACGUGGAACAGCAACGGAACCUCGUGUUCUCCACACGAUUUCUUUUUAUCCUUCAUCUUCUUCUUACCGGUUGCAACGCAUCGUAUGAGAUGCAGGGACCGAGUUUUGUAUCUGAACCACCUUCUCGAGUCGAAUUUACCAAUGUGAACGGUGGUAGAGUGGACUGCACAGUCAGAGGGAAUCCAGCACCUACGGUGGAUUGGUUGGCCGCCGAUGGAGGCAGUAUAACUAACAUACCAGGCAUCAGACACAUUCUUGGGAACGGGACGAUUCACUUCCCUGGAUUCGAGGCCGAAGCUUUCCGACAGGACGUCCAUUGGGCCAUUUAUAGGUGCUCAGCCGCUAACAGUGUCGGCGCCGUCGUCAGCAGAGACGUCACUGUCAGAGCAGUGGUGAGCCAACCUUACGAUCCCGAAGUGCAAAGUCCAGCCACUUUCCUCGGCAACAAUGUACUUAUGCGUUGUAGUGUGCCCAGUUUUGUACGAGACCACGUCACCGUAACUUCCUGGUUUCAAGAACCAAGUUUCAACAUUUAUCCAACUCCGAUGAGCGAUGGCAAAUAUCACAUGCUUCCGAGCGGUGAACUGAUGAUAAUCAAUAUUACUCGACCGGAUGCACAAAUGACUUACCGUUGCAGAACUCAUCAUCGAUUGACCCAAGAAACGGUCGUCAGUAGCAGUGCUGGUCGGCCUCAAUUGACUGAACUCAGAGGUUCCGUGCCACCAAUAAUAAAUGAGAAGCUGGUUUACAAAUCUGCCAGAUUGAAAGAGACCAUAGUUAUACCAUGUGUAGCAUAUGCCAAUCCUACUCCGACAAACAGGUGGUAUUACAACAGGAAUCAAAGAGAAGAACCGAUCGAAGAUAGUUCCGGCCAUUAUAUCGUUCGAGAUGGUUCUUUAAUUAUACAAGGAGUCCAAGAAAAUGACGCUGGAUCAUACAUGUGCAUUGCUAGUAAUUCCGAAGGUACCGAGACCUUAGAAAUUAGAUUGACUGUUUCCGCACCUCUCAGUGUUCAUGUACAACCUGCUAUUCAAACGGUCGAUCUUGGAAAGCCUGCUCAUUUGACGUGCAGCGCAAGUGGAUUUCCACAGGCGGCACUCUACUGGUUGAAGGAUGGUCAGCCAUUGAGAACGGCCGGUCGCGUGAGCGUAGUUUCAAGGGAACGUAUCUCCGUGACGUCGGUUGCACGCGAAGAUCGGGGCAUGUACCAGUGCUUCGUCAGGAACGAAUACGAAAUGGCCCAAGGAAUCGCAGAAUUGCGGUUGGGUGAGAUCGCACCACAGCUAGUCUACAGGUUUAUCGAACAGACAAUGCAGACUGGUCCAUCGGUUUCUCUGAAAUGCAGCGCCGCGGGUAAUCCCACGCCGCAAAUUUCCUGGCUGCUAGAUGGAUUUCCUCUUCCACAAAACGACAGGCUUCUGAUUGGCCAAUACGUGACCGUGUACGGAGACGUAAUAUCCCACGUUAACAUCACAUCGGUUAAAUCAGAGGAUGGUGGAGAAUACGAGUGUACUGCCAGUAGUAGAGCAGGGGACUCGAAACACUCAGCAAGACUGAAUAUUUACGGAUUGCCAUAUGUCAGACCCAUGUCGACCGUCUCAGCGGUCGCUGGGAAGCAACUAUAUAUCAAAUGUCCUGUAGCUGGAUACCCCAUCGAAUCAAUAGUAUGGGAAAAAGGUAACGUAAAACUGCCAACUAAUAUGAGACAAAGAGUUGCGAAUGGUACUCUUUUCAUUGACACCGUACAACGUGCAGCUGAUCAAGGCACGUACACCUGCACUGCCAGAAACAAACAUAAUAUUACUUCACAACGAUCCGUCGAAAUUCGUGUUUUAGUGCCACCUAAAAUCACGCCUUUCAGUUUUGCUCGCGAUUUAAACGUAGGCGACCGUACUAGCAUACAGUGCGUAGUCGCUACUGGCGACCUGCCAUUAACAUUCACUUGGCUGAAAGAUAACGUCCCGAUAGAGACGAUCAGAACGACGUCGCAGGAGACGUCAUCUAACCGUGCUAACAACGGAGAGAACAUCGGUUCGUUAGCUAACAAGUCUCUUAAGAACGGCACCGGUUCCAAGAAAGGUACUACUGCCGCCGCCGCCUUAGCAGCAGCAGCAGCAGCAGCCGCGGCCCACGACCCGAGAAAGGCGAUAACCAUCCGGCAAAAUGACGCUUUUAUCAGCGCCCUGAGCAUUAGCACGAUCGCACCCGCGCACAAUGGCACGUACACCUGUCGCGUGACCAAUGGCGCGGCCACCGUCGCUCAUUCUGCACUCCUUCACGUCAACGUUCCACCGCGGAUCUCGCCGUUUUAUUUCGAAAACGGUCUGACGGAGGGGAUGAGGACACAGCUAAUGUGUACAGCGAGCCAGGGUGACCAGCCUUUCAACAUCACUUGGUUGAUGGAUGGCAAACCGAUUCAGGUCAGAGCAAGUGACGGUGGUGGUACAUCGACUGCCUCGGUGGUAGCUGUUCAGGCAACGAAGGUUCAGCCAAAUGGGCAAACGAAAAUUCAGCCCGUCGAAGCCGCCAUCGGCGUUAGCCACGUCGAGACGACGAACGCCGGCAUACAGAUAAGCGACUAUCCGCCGUUUUCCAGCAUCCUCACGAUAAAUAGCGUCAACGCUAAGCACAGUGGGAACUACACGUGCCAGAUCAGCAACGUCGCUGGCGUGGUCGAACAUACGACCGGUCUCUCCGUCGCUGUACCUCCGAGGUGGACCGUGGAACCUAUCGACCAGGAUGCCGUUGUAGGUUACGGCGUCUCCAUUGCUUGUCAAGCCGAAGGAUUCCCCAUUCCGACUGUGACUUGGAAGCAAUCUAUCGGUGAAACACCAGGCGACUAUAGGGAGCUAGGAUAUAGUGGUACGGAGGGAGCAGGGGUUGCCGAAAAUGGGUCCUUGGUGAUUCUACGAGUAUCAAGAGAUCAUGCCAGCUCCUAUCUAUGCCAAGCGAGCAACGGUAUUGGACCUGGCCUCAGCAAGCUCAUUCGCCUAACGGUUCAUGCGGGUCCUCAGGUGACAGUAAGGACGAGGCAUGAGUCGGUGAGAAGAGGAGAUAGCGUAACGCUACGAUGCGAAGCUGAAGGAGACUCUCCUCUUGAUCUGAGCUGGCGUGUUCGUGACAGUAGGGUCGAUCCUAAUUACGACGUUAGAUACAGCAUAGAAAAAAACGUAGUAGGCGGUCGAGUAUUAUCGGAAUUAAGAAUAAUUCAAGUCAGCCAUAUGGACCGUGGCGAUUAUAUUUGCGUUGCUGGCAAUGCUUAUGGUCGCGAUCAUGCUACAAUCCAUUUGCUCGUCCAAGAACCUCCAAACUUUCCGAGGAACGUGCACGUGGCAGAAAAAGGGAGCCGUUCGAUUCUCGUAGCUUGGUCGUCACCGCAAAGCGAUCAAGACGCGAGUCAUGCGAGUUCACCGAUCACAAAUUAUAUCGUACAAUACAAAGAAGCUCAGGAUGUGUGGCAUGAACACAACACGCAGAAGGUGGUAACAGGAGACAACACGGUCGCUCUGGUAUCGCCACUAAAACCCGCCACAUCCUACCACUUUCGAGUGCUUGCGGAAAAUCACCUUGGAACAUCAGCGCCAAGCGACAUCCUUCAUGCACAAACGGAAGGCGAGAUUCCAGGAGGGCCACCUAAGCACGUUUCCGUUGAACCAUUGGGACCGCAGCAACUAAAGAUCACCUGGCAACCACCAGAUCGAUCCCUUUGGAACGGCGAGCUUCACGGAUAUACCAUCAGCUAUACCAAUCUCGGAGGAGAUGAUCAAUCGGUGAAUACUACGCGAGUGGGUAUCACAGGAAACGGUGACGGUUCCUACGAUUACAGACUCACCGGUUUACGGAAAUACACUCAGUAUAGUAUAGUUGUGAAGGCAUUCAAUAACAAGGGAGAUGGACCUGGUUCUGAUGCUGUCAUGGCACAAACCUUUGAAGAUGUUCCAAGCGCGCCACCGCAGAACGUGGCUUGCACUGCUUUGACCGGGCAGAACAUCCAGGUGACCUGGAAACCACCACCUUCCGACAAAGUUCACGGGGUCGUGCAAGGAUACAAGCUCCUGUACGAAGCAGCCAGCGGCAUCGCCUCCGAAUCACAGACUGGUCGAGAAACGAAAAUCAGUCAUGCACUUAGCACAGUAUUGCAUGGUUUAAGUCCUUACACGAACUACACCGUUCAGGUCCUGGCAUAUACACGAGCUGGGGAAGGUGUCAGCAGCAGUCCUGUCUCUUGCACUACCGAGGAAACUGUUCCGGAUGCACCGGAACGUGUAAAAGCUGUAUCCAGUGGGGAAGAUUCGGUAGUCAUAUCUUGGCUACCACCUCGUAGACCAAACGGCGUUCUCACCAAAUACACCGUUUUUAUUCGAGUUUUGGAUCAAGGCCAGGAAGUAAAGAUCAGUAAGAAUCCAAUGUCUGCACAAAGCUUGCAUCAUGAGGUGACCGGUCUGAAGUUACGCGAAUCUUAUGAAGCUUGGGUCGUGGCCUCGACUAAAAUGGGCCAGGGUACUAACACUCCGGUCAUCAAACUUCAACCAAGCACUACUGUUCCAGCUGCAAUAAUAUCGUUCGGUAUUCCUAUCGUUGUACCAUGGAGAGUCGAUGUUAAUAUGGCGUGCCUCUCUGUUGGAAAUCCACGACCUACAGUCGAGUGGAGACGAGCUGACGUGAAGCUGCAUCAGAAAUAUGAUUUUGGUCCAGAUAAUACUUUGACUCUGAGGAACGUUCAAAGGAGUCACGAAGGUAAUUACUCCUGCCAUGUGAAGAAUUCUCUUGGGUCUGACGAGAUUACGUAUACAUUGCAAGUACAAGUUCCACCGACUCCGCCGACGCUUCUGGCAACCGGCACAACGACCGACGCCGUUCAGUUACAAUGGAAACAGGGAGACAACGGUGGUGCACCCAUUAAAGGAUUUCUCUUAGCUUAUCGUCGUGAAUUUGCUGAAUGGGAGGAAGUGCUGCUCGACCGAAGAGCCAGUACGCAUCUUCUCGAGGGUUUACAAUGUGGUACCAGGUAUCAGUUCACUCUCGCUGCCUUCAAUAAAAUCGGCAGCGGUAGUGCUAGCAAAAUUGAAACUGCUAAGACUAAUGGCUCAAAACCUAUACCACCUUCUAAGCAUCAUCUUAUCAAAGUUAAUCAAACCGCUGCGAGUUUAGAAUUAGCUUCCUGGCAAGACGGAGGCUGUCCGCUUCUUUAUUUUGUUGUGGAAUAUAAAAGACCACCUGGCGAUUGGUUGUUAGUUGAGAAUAAUUUACCAGCCCAAUUGAGAUAUACCAUCAAUAAUCUCGAGAGCGGAACGAACUACGAGCUUCGUGUGACAGCUUACAACAAUGCGGGAUCCACCCAAGCCGAGUACUUGUUCAGCACGCUGUCACAGAACGGCAACACCCGGCUGCACGAGGACCAACCCCAGGAAGCUGAAAAUACGCCCCUAUAUCUUGACGCUCACGUAUUGGCACCUAGUGUCAUCUCGGUUCUCGCUGUAAUCCUAGCCGUGGCCGGUGUUUGUUUUUGUUUGAAAACUCAUCCGGAAAGAUCAGGGGUCGUGAAUGAUCCAAAUUCACAAACACAGGUAGCUCUGGACAAUAAACAAAAUACCGAACAAAGGGAACAAUAUUACGCGACUGUAAGGAAACCUGGACAACAAUCACCACCCUGCCGUGAGGUGAGCGCCCUGAAACGCAUACCAGAAUAUCCUGAAGACAUUUAUCCGUACGCGACCUUCAAUGUGCCCGAGCAGGAAAAUCCAACGCGACAAGCAUUCUUCUACGAACGCAGCGAGACGAUGCUUCAGGGUGCUCAAAAUAAAAGAUUUCAGUGCGAUGUGGAUCAAUACACAAAAGUACGUGGUCGAGCACGUCGCAAAUCCAAAUCAUUCAAAUCGGAAUCCGAGGAAUACGACACGUUAGGUUCGGACAGCGACACCGAAGUUGGUACCAGUAGCCGCACCGAAUCAUCCAAUCAUCUAGACGAUUCCGGGCCAACGUCACUAAUGGCUAGAUCACCUGGACCAAACUCCGUCGGUCAGAGGGAACAACGACUAGCUUUGGUCCCGGUUCAUCAUAAUGUGCUGUACAUUUCGAGUACAUCAACGGAGCCGUCACCAAUUUCUGAGAGGAAGACUUUUCCCAGACUCGAAAAACAAAGAAGUCGAGGAGCAACACCGGAUAUCUCGAUCGAUGGACGUGUACCAGGGAUGCUGCGAGCCGUGAAACUCUCGGAAUCAGGAAUGCAUCCUUACUCGAGAGGCACGUCACCGAGUCACCCGAGUCACCCGAAUCGUCAAGGUUCCUGCGACCGAUUAGGGAAGGAACAGAAUUCGAGGAAAUCGGUGGAAUCCCUGUGUCUUCUCGAGGAACCAGGUUCUUCGAGGAUGAGCAGGAGGGACGAUGAUUGGGGCAGCGAGCUUUCAACAUUGGAAUUGAAACCACCAACGGGCUUCACGGAUGCUCACGAGACCAGCGAGGCCGAAUGCGACAUAGACAUGAAGUUAAGACUUCACAGGAAGAGAAACGCAUUAGCUUCUAACAGCUCGCUGUCUAAAUCGCCGAAGGACUUUACUAUUACUGUCUAAGUGUUAAUCAAAUAUCAAACUACAAUCGAAAAAAAGUAAAAUAAAAUAAAAUAAAAAAGAAGUAAA
Molecule: messenger RNA, 7432 nt
Organism: Polistes dominula (European paper wasp)
Lineage: Eukaryota; Metazoa; Arthropoda; Insecta; Hymenoptera; Vespidae
Product: cell adhesion molecule Dscam2
Biological process (GO): cell-cell adhesion
Molecular function (GO): protein binding
Source: RefSeq, a predicted model, not a curated record